This is a messenger RNA of Funneliformis caledonium, 364 nucleotides long. NCBI's taxonomy places the organism in Eukaryota, Fungi, Glomeromycota, Glomeromycetes, Glomerales, Glomeraceae. The record is from the annotation of a GenBank genome assembly.
AUGUCGCUGUGUGAUAAAUCCUUGACUUAUGAGAAACAAAAAGAUUAUCAACAAGCAUUAGAUUCAUAUUCAUAUUCUUGUGAUGCAUCAAUCUUUUCUGAUGAUCAUUAUUUAAAAGAUUUAGUGUUUAUACGUACUCAAAUCAGUUGUAACUCAUCAAUUGAAAUAUUGUAUUAUUCAAGUCGUAAAUCAGGCAAUUAUUCAAUUUUUUAUUAUUGUGAAGAAAGAGAAGAUUUGGUAACUCCUUCUCAAUCUUUAAAAGAACGUUUUAAACAAAUUUAUCCUUUAUGUGAAGGAUGUCAAGAAAAUGAAAAAGAAUUUUAUACUAAAGGGGAGAUUAAAACCAAUAGACAUUCUAUCAAAU